AUGAACCACUCUGACCCAGCGGUAGUGUCGGAGUCCCACCAGGACACGGCUGAGGUGAAGAGCGAGCCGUCGGCUAACGACGAACUCAACGUCGUCACCACCGAUGAGGAGAACAGUCGGACCCCACGCGUCGCCUCGCAUUCCGAUGACGUCACACCCACACCGCCGCCGUCCACCAAUCGGGUGGCGCCGUCGAGUCACGUGAGGUCGCCGGGGUCAUGCCCCGCGGCGCCGCCGCCGCCGCCGCCGCCGGCAGCCCCGGUUGGGCCAAGUCCCGCCCUCUUCUCAGCACUAGACCCACCGCUGCGAUACCGCUCACUGCUGGAUCUGCGACCGGGAAGUGCGGCGUACGGACACCGGAUGGCCACUGGCUUCCACCCGCUCUUCUUCCCCUCCCUGGGAACGCCCAUGGUGUCGCCGUUCCUCCCCAGAGGUAUCACCCCGCAAUCCUGCAGCUGCUGCCCGGGCAAGACGCACGCGCCGCCGUUCCCGCCGUCGGCCUUUUUCCCGAGUCCGUUCUCGCUGCAGUCGAGUCCGGUCAUUUCUGGCCCGGUGACGUCACUGGGUCACAGCGAAUCACAGGCCAGCAGCGUGGAGGAGCUCAGGAGAAAGGCGCAGGAGUACUCAGCCGCCGUUCUCAAAAGUCUGCACGCGGCCAAUCUGCGCACCAUCUCGCGUUUGGGCGGAGUCGAACCACGCAUCUCUCCCCCUCCGCCGACCGGAUCCAGCGGAUACAGUAUCCGUGAUCUCGUCAGUCCCCCGGAUGACCCGGUCAGUUCUCCGGUUGACCCAGUCAGUUCGAAUGAGGAGAGGGCACUGGAUGGUGGCGGUAGGCGUGGAGAGGACACGAGACACACGGAGGGAUGAGUCGCGAUACAUCGACUGCCGCUGCCUGACCGCUUGGAACAGCGUGAGAGUUCCGGUUAGCACUUGGUCCACCGGAUAUGGUGCUUAACCCAAACCACCCAGCGAUACAUCGAGGAAGGACCGGGAGGACGCAGGGAGGAUAUGCCGAGACACCAGAUGAGACAACGUGAGGACACUCGAAGAAUCGGAUGAGAAUAAAGUGAAAUUAUCCGGAGAUUCAUUGAAGCAGUGAGAGUAGCAGAGGAAUGGACACAGUAGAAACACACAUGGAGACGAAAACGCUUAGUCUCACUCGAUGAGCGAGUUAAGUCUGGAUAAGCCGUUAACCGAGCUAAGCCUGGAUAAAUACCCAGCGUUGGAGACAUGAGAUGGGUUGGAGACCCAGUGGAAAAGACAAAGUGAGCAGAGAUGGGCAGAUGUAUGCAGACAAGAUAGUGAUCAUGGUAAAACGCAAUGAGAUACGAAAAACGGCAAAAUGGAAUUAUGUCUCGAGGUGGAGCGUAUACAGAGAUCACAAGGUGUUAUGACAGGAAGUUGGUGUUCAUGUUUUAAUUGUUCGAGCUAGUCGCCCGAGUAGUGGUUGACUUCUUGUCAGUGAGCCGACGAUCUCACAAUUAUUGUCACUUAUGACAAAGUUCGAGCUUUGCAUUGUAAAUAGUGGAAAUCGCUAUCAUAAGACAUAGCUGUGUUUUACGUCGCGAACUACACAACCUUGUAGAGGGAUGACACGAUAGAAAUGAUUUAAAGAAAUUGUUGAUGGGUUGCAUGGAUGAAACAAUUUUGUGAGGUGUCAACCUGUUUUGCGCCAAUGCGUGUGAACGUGAUUCGAGGUGUGUUUUGAUGUAUUUGAUAGAAAAUCAGUUAGGUUUCUUUCAUAAUCUUGAAAAACGCUUGUCAUUUUACAGAAGAGCAUAAGGCAGAACUAUAACAUAAUGCGACUUUUUACCUACAUUCGCUGCCUUUCGUAUCCAAGCCUUGCUAGAAAAAGUUUUCAUCGUGUUUGGUGUGAUGCUACUCUGCUUUGGUUCUAACAGUGUCUGUAAAGCACGUCACCUGUAACAGCGUAGGAUGACAAAUGUCAUUCCCAAGAAGUUCAAAACUUAUGUAUCGUGCAAUAUUGUUCAAACUUUGAUUACGAAUGCUGAGUUAUUUGUGCUAUGUGGUAACGUUAUCAUUUAACAUUUGUAGAGGCUAUAAUAAUUUAAUAUGCAUGCGUACCAGUAUGUUAUGGUCAGUGUCUUUGCCGAUGGGGGUAUUAUAGAAUGAUCUCGAAGCAUACGGCUACAAAAUAAAAAUAAAUAUUAAAGAG
Amphibalanus amphitrite is the source of this 2176-nucleotide messenger RNA. Its product is annotated as wiskott-Aldrich syndrome protein homolog 1-like. The transcript has 6 exons. Bases 1 to 867 code for a protein of 288 amino acids. NCBI's taxonomy places the organism in Eukaryota, Metazoa, Arthropoda, Thecostraca, Balanomorpha, Balanidae. The record is from RefSeq and is a predicted model, not a curated record.